GAGUGAAUGGUUUUAAUCGGUGAUACAGCCUCCCCCUCAGCAGUGACGGACGAAAACACAUCCUUCACUGCCAGAGGUAGGCUACUGAACUGAAGCCUUUUAAGUUAGCGUCUGAAAAUGUUAAGAUGCUGAAUUAAAUAGUGGGUUGCAUAGUAGUAGCAGAAUCAUAUGACUGUCACUGAAACAGCACAGCAAGCCAGCUAGCUACAAAAGCUAAGUUAACGAUAGUAUUAACACAAACCGGGUUUGCUAUUCUCCGACAGCUAAGAAGCUUCGGGAUGCCUUUGGAAUUGAUUCGCUACAUCGUUGUUUAGUUACUGCCUGCUUAUUCCGGUGCAGAAUCCUGGGCGUACUUCCAUUUUUCACAUAGGUUGGUUGACGGCACCAGUGGAGGUGGCACCAUGGUGCAAAAAUAUCAGUCACCCGUGAGGGUCUACAAACAGCCCUUUGAGCUGGUGAUGGCGGCGUAUGAGCGGCGGUUCCCCACCUGUCCACUCAUCCCCAUGUUUGUGGGCAGCGACGUGCUGGACGAGGACCAGAGCGAAGACGGCUGCAUGCACAACGUCGAGCGCCGCUGCAAGCUGGACGUGGACGCCCCGCGGCUCCUCAAAAGAAUUGCUGGGGUGGACUAUGUGUACUUCAACCAGAAGAACUCCCUGAACCGCCAAGAGAGGACCCUGCACAUCGAGUCGCACAAUGAGACCUUCUCCAACAGAGUCAUCAUCCACGAGCUCUGCAUCUACUCCGUGCACCCGGACAACGAGGACUGGACGUGUUUCGAGCAGACGGCCAGCCUGGACAUCAAGUCCUUCUUCGGCUUCGAGAGCACUGUGGAGAAGAUCGCCAUGAAGCAGUACGCCAGCAGCAUCAAGAAGGGUAAGGAGAUCAUCGAGUACUACUUGAAGCAGCUGGAGGACGAGGGCAUCACUCAUGUGCCCCGCUGGACUCCUGGCCCCGCCUCCCCAGCCAAGCCCCUGGCGCCGCUGGUGCGCCCCACCGAGCUGCCCGUCACGCCCGCCAUCUCCAUCACGGCCCCCUCGGACAGCGCCAGCGCCCCGCCGGACGCUCUCGCCCUCGUCUGCAAGGAGGGCACCAGCCCCCCCAGCAGCCCCAACGAGCCAGUGGCCGGCACUCCUGAUGACAAAUUGGAUGCUGACUACAUCAAGCGCUACCUGGGAGACCUCACGCCCCUGCAGGAGAGCUGCCUGAUCCGGCUGCGUGGCUGGCUCCAGGAAACGCACAAGGGCAAGAUCCCCAAAGACGAGCACAUCCUGCGUUUCCUGCGGGCGCGCGAUUUCAACAUGGAGAAGGCGCGCGAGAUCCUGUGCCAGUCGCUCACCUGGCGCAAGCAGCACCAGGUGGACUACCUGCUGGAGUCCUGGAGCUGCCCGCAGGUCCUGCACGACUACUACACUGGCGGCUGGCACCACCACGAUAAGGAUGGUCGUCCUCUGUACAUCCUGCGCCUGGGCCAGAUGGACACCAAAGGGCUGGUGCGCGCCCUCGGAGAGGAGUCGCUCCUCAGACAUGUGCUUUCCAUCAAUGAAGAGGGCUUGAGACGCUGUGAGGAAAACACUAAAGUGUUUGGCAGGCCAAUCAGCUGCUGGACGUGUCUGGUGGAUCUGGAGGGCCUAAACAUGCGUCACCUGUGGAGGCCGGGCGUGAAGGCUCUGCUGAGGAUCAUCGAGGUGGUGGAGGCCAACUACCCCGAGACGCUCGGACGCCUCCUCAUACUCCGAGCACCCAGAGUCUUCCCUGUGCUCUGGACACUGGUGAGCCCCUUCAUCGAUGAGAACACCAGAAAGAAAUUCCUUAUUUAUGCUGGAAACGACUAUCAGGGCCCUGGGGGUCUGGUGGACUACAUCGACAAAGAAAUUAUCCCAGACUUCCUUGGCGGAGAGUGCAUGUGUGAGGUGCCUGAGGGAGGUGUCGUGCCCAAGUCUCUGUACCGCACUCCCGAGGAGCUGGAGAACGAUGACAUCCGCCUGUGGACCGAGACCAUCUACCAGAGCGCCAGCGUCUUCAAGGGUGCCCCCCAUGAGGUUGUGGUCGAGAUCAUCGACGCCUCCUCGGUCAUCACCUGGGACUUUGACGUGUGCAAAGGCGACGUGGUCUUCAACAUCUACCACUCCAAGCGGGCGCCCCAGCAACCCCGGAAGGACCCGCAGGCGGGCCACGGCAUCACCUCGCCCGGGGGCAACAACGUGCAGCUCAUCGACAAGUCCUGGAUGCUGGGACAGGACUACAGCAUGGUGGAGUCGCCCCUCACCUGCAAGGAGGGCGAGAGCGUCCAGGGCUCUCCGCGGACGCGGUGGCCAGGAUUCUACAUCCUGCAGUGGCGCUUCCACAGCAUGCCGGCGUGCGCCGCCACCAACCUGCCGCGCGUGGACGACGUCUUGGCCACGCUGCAGGUGUCCUCGCACAAGUGCAAGGUCAUGUACUACACCGAGGUGCUGGGCUCCGAGGAUUUCAGAACGGCUUGCUGUGAUGUGCAGAGUUUGGGUUCAAUGACCAGUUUGGAGUCCAGCCACAGCGGCUUUUCCCAGCUCAGCGCCACCACCACCACCUCCAGCCAAUCACAGUCCAGCUCCAUGAUCUCAAGGUAGAGCUGGCCAAUCAGAGAGACGGUAGGGAUUGGGUGUGAGGGGCAGGGGACAACACUGGCCCACAAUCCCUUGUGCUCCCCUAUCUACAUCCCACAUUUCUGACCCCCUUCCCCGAUCCUUUACUCCACCCCACGUCCAUGAUUCUCACUAACCAUCUCCCCUUUGUGGACCUGAAGCUCGACUGAACUACUGCAUUAAGGGAACAGACACAACAUACAUUGGUCUUGGAUGGGGUGGAAAACAAAACAAUAAUAACAACAACAAAAACAUCCAAACACAAAUAAACAAAACCCCCACUUGCACGCACACCUCUUCCACGUCUAAAGGGCUACGACCUGCCUAGCCGUGGCAAUCAGCCAUGGCAGCAGGUCCGCACACAAGCAGGUUUCCCCUCCUUGUGCUUCAGGCUGGAGGACCGCAAGAGGACCGUAUGGGCCAUAUCUCACUGGACACUCAGCGCAUCCUGGACGCCAUGUUGGACCGAGCAAUACACCUCCCAAAACCAAAGAGGGUUUGGGGACACUGAACUGGAUCCGCUGUUACACACACAACACCAAACUCCAACACAGACACACACACUUUUACAGCGUGUUGUGUACAUGUGGACAUAUCCUUGCACAUACACACACUGAUGUAUACGUGUAUGUGGUGGUGUGGAGAGGGUGUGUAUAAUACAGAGUUACACAGAAUAUGCCAUAUCACCAGGACGAGUGUGAUGCCAUAUCACCAGGACGAGUGUGAUGCCAUAUCACCAGGACGAGUGUGAUGCCAUAUCACCAGGCCGAGUGUGAUGCCUCUCUGGUGAGGGUUUUCAUUUUGUUUUCAUUAUUAGGUCAAGUGUGAGCUGUGGAGAGACUUGGGCUAGAGGCAAUAAUCCCAGCUGAAUUUCUGCUGUCAGACUAAUAUUUAUCAUGUUGAACGUGACGUGUGCAAAAGGAGGCAGCUGGUGUACUCUGGGUGCUAUGGAACACGACCCACCCCCAGCUCUAGUCAGGACCGAGCAGGCCGACGUCAGCGCCUCACCGUUCACAAGACAAGUCGAUCAAGCAACAGGCCAGUUUGCGAUGCUCCCCUGUUGGUCAGUAGUUUUAUAUUCAUGGAGUGGAGUCUUGAACAAUGACUCCUCAGAUGGGCUACUGAUCAAGUGGGUGAGCAGAACUGUCUGUACAGAACCUGACCAUUGGAGGGUUGUGUGAUUUAAUAACGGUUUAAUAGAUCAAACUUUUUUCCUCGUUUGGGAUGGUUUUGGGUGUUCGGAUGACCUGGGGUGGGUUUUGUAGUGAGUGAAUUUCAGAGUUGCCAUAUUUGUGAAGUGGUCAUUUCAACCAAAUAGAGGUCAACUUUGAUAUUGUUACAAAGACAACUUUACUGAUGUUAACCUAUUUGGAAGAGGAUGCUUGAAAAUGGAGAUAAGUUACUUUUUGCAAUGUAAUGCUGGUGUUCCGGGGAUGUUCCCCAAAGUACAAUGUUUUUUUUUUUUUUUUUUUCAAGGAGUUGACAUAACUCACAUUACUGUUGUUGCGUUUAAAGGGAUUUCCUUAAACCAUCACCUUUCUCUAGUGUAUAAAGUUAGAGAGUUUUCCAGGGGCAUACAUUCUUUAGCAUUAUGUGAUUCUGCACAUCAUUCUGUGCAUAUUUCACAGGCAUUGGUUAUUGCAAUAAAGUCCUUGAAUGUUUCCCCAACCAUGUUACAGGCCAGAUGGGACUGGACUUUGAUGUGAUUGCAGAUUGACACCUGAUUUUGCCGUAUGAAAUGGGCCUGUUGUACAGGUAAUGCAAAAAAAGGAUGAAAGAAAGUUCCUUACGUUGUAUUAUUGCCAUUAUCAUCUUGAGCACAUAUAUAUAUAUAUAUAUAUCUCACUAAAAGCAAGACGUGCUGAAGAGAACCAUAUCUUCCUUGAUCUCCUUUCCAAGCUGCCAUUUUACUGUUGUGCUUGAGAUUAUACACUUUUAGUAGGCUUUAGCCUUUCAAACAACCUCAGUAGCGACUAGCUUUCAGAAUCUCUCUCGUGUAACGACGGUCUUCAGGUAGGACAGAGUGGCCAGAUCAAACACCCUGAAUCUUUAAGGCAGCGGUCGAACUAGUUUGACCGACAACGGAUACCAUGCAGUUACCGAAGCAGCUGCGUGGUGGUGGUUUUGUGUGCAUGUGUGAGAUGAGGUGUCAAAUUUACCACUGGCUUUUGGCUUUAGUUUUCAGUCCAGGUUGGAUAUCAGCACAAUAAUUCAGACAAAAUGCGUGAUCGCCAUAAACAAUAAAGACCACGUCAUUGGUCUUCUGUUACAUUAGUAAAAGUAGUGCGAAUUUUACCCUCAUUCACAGUCUUUGUUUUUGAAUCAUUCAGUCUUUUGUUACAUGUACAUUCAUUUUUCACUCUGUGUGUGUGUGUCAUGUUUAGACUUUUGGGUGAGAAGGUGAACAUAGUCUCGAUGUGCUACUGCAUUAACCAAGAAAUGCUUUACUCAAGAGAAGAAAGACGGCUGUGUUUGUAUCAGCUGUGAUUGUGCGGUGACAUAUUGGCUCCCAAUGCCGACCUGUUUUUAAAUUGUAACUUUUGCUUCAUUCUCCCCCAUCCUAAACCUCCCUCACUUUAUAAAGCCUUGUAGUUUUCCCCCAUGGGUCCUUAUUGAGUUGUGUGUGUGUGUGUGUGUUUAAGGGAAUGCAAUGUUACAGUUUUGGCUUUUUUUCCCCGAGACUGAUGACCCUCUUUAAUCCAAGGGAAUUUCCCAUCAUCAGGUCGGCAAGGAUGCCUGUUUGAAAGGUUGCGCUGGAUUUGUGAGGUUUUUCGUGUGACUGACUGACUGCUUCUUACCGCCCCUCAGUAUUCUCAGUCAUGCAGCAGCCUGCCGACAGGAGUCGCUACGUGUUUGUGUGUGGACCGUAUGAAAGAUCGCCUCUCGUUUCUGUAACCUUGACUUUGCCAGUGUAAAUGUCAUCUGACUAAGAGGGCUAAAAGUGUUCUUGUCUUGUCAUUUCCUGAACUCUAAACCACCUCUCGUUGUCUUUUGUGUGCUUGUCUUACUCCAUGUACUGCAUAUCUUUUGAGAAAUUAUUGUGUAUGUCAAAAAAUGUUUAAAUUAAUAUACAAAAUAGCGCCUUUACAUUUUGUUUAAAACUAUUAAACUUGAAUUAUGAGAUUAAAA
This is a messenger RNA of Alosa alosa (allis shad), 5750 nucleotides long. Its product is annotated as SEC14-like protein 1. The transcript has 17 exons. The coding region runs from base 402 to 2606 and encodes 734 amino acids. The record is from RefSeq and is a predicted model, not a curated record. Gene Ontology annotation, cellular component: cytosol; cytoplasm. Gene Ontology annotation, biological process: negative regulation of RIG-I signaling pathway. Lineage: Eukaryota; Metazoa; Chordata; Actinopteri; Clupeiformes; Clupeidae. Gene Ontology annotation, molecular function: RIG-I binding.